Xyrichtys novacula (pearly razorfish) is the source of this 3505-nucleotide messenger RNA. Lineage: Eukaryota; Metazoa; Chordata; Actinopteri; Labriformes; Labridae. The record is from the annotation of a GenBank genome assembly.
GAGCACUGUGGCGACGAGACUUGAGUGGGGCAGAGUUGUUGCCGGAGAGGGAGGAGGAAGGCUGAGAGUAGACUGGGAGGGAAACGAGACUGUAAAAAAAUACCAUACAAGUAGGAAGAAAUACAACAAGAUCAUGGCUUCGGGGGACACUCUGUACAUAGAAACGGACGGGUCAGAAAUGCCAGCAGAAAUAGUGGAACUGCACGAAAUCGAAGUAGAGACAAUCGAGACAACAGUUGUUGGAGACGACGGUGAACACCAGCCGAUGAUCGCCUUACAGCCUCUUGACACGGAUGAUCCAAACUCACUUCACCCGCAUCAAGAGGUGAUUUUAGUGCAAACAAGAGAGGAGGUCGUGGGUGAGGAUGACUCUGAACUGCACACCGAUGAUGGUUUUGAGGAUCAAAUCCUUAUCCCAGUCCCAGCCGUGGAGGAGGACUUUAUCGAACAGACUCUGGUCACUGUAGCGGGGAAAAGCUCCACGACAGGCCGGAUGAGGAAGGCUGGGAGCGGAAAGAAAGCGGGCAAAAAGAGCUAUAUAAGCGGUGGAGAAAUGGGCAGAAAGUGGGAACAGAAGCAGGUCCAGAUAAAGACUUUGGAGGGGGAGUUUUCGGUCACUAUGUGGGCAUCGGGUAAGUUCAGAGUCCUGUGUGAAAUCCUGCAAGCUGGCCCCUCGCUUUGUUCUCAGCGUGUGUGCCGUGUGACAGGGCCCUGCUGGGGCCUUGUCCUCCGCUAAACUAGGAAUUAUUUCCCGACUCUGAGCCACUGAAACUUCAUUUGAAAUGUUAUUGUUUUUAUGGGAAGCCAUGUUUUAUGUGUUGAUGGGCGCCGCCAUAUUUCCCCGGUCUAGAAAGUAUGGCGGCCCGAAAAAAUGGCGUUUAUUUGGCCGACGAAGAUGGCGGCGAGAGUGGGAGCGAGUGCAGCUGGCUCCGCUAGGCCGCUGUGGCGCAGUUCAGUUCAACUCUCACUGUGGUGGUGCCUUCACGAACUCCCGGUACUUUUCACUUAAGAGGCUUUAAACGCACCUUAAUGUAAAAGGACAGAAAGUCAGAGAAACGGCACACCAUGUUUAUUAAGUAAUUCUUUGUGCGAGUAGUUUGCAUUGUCUAUUGAGAAAAUAAACAGGUUAAACUAAGGUAGCGACUGCAUUUAAUGUUUCAAAGUAAAAACAGUGUAUCUGUCAUAUUUCUUUUUCCAUUUUUAUUGUAUAUUUAUUAAGCUAGAAAUUUUAUCUCCAUGAAUUUGAAAUAUUUCUUAUUUUAGUUGAUACAACUCAAAUAUAGUAUCAUAAUUCUGUAUUAGACAUUAGAAUAAAUAAAUAUGCCACCCUAUCAUAACAAAACUUGAAUCAUACUCAAACAUUAGUUUCCUGAUGACUGUAAAAACAUCAUAACACAUGUCUUGUGACAUCUAGAGAUUAGGUGCUUAAACAUUGACUGACAAAACCUGCUUUUUUACCACCUUUGUGUAUUAGUUAUAAAUAAGUUGUUAAAUAAUGGCAGAUAGUACUGUGUGUUUGGGGGGAGGUCUCUGAUAGGCUUUAAUCAGUUCCUCCCCAAUGAUCUUAUCCUGUUCAACUGAUCAACUCAUCUCUUCCUUUCAUUUAGAUGACAAGAAAGACAUUGACCAUGAAGAGCAAAUCAUUGGUGAAAACUCUCCCCCAGAUUAUUCUGAAUACAUGACGGGAAAGAAGCUUCCACCUGGAGGCAUCCCCGGCAUCGACCUGUCGGACCCCAAACAGCUGGCGGAGUUUGCACGGUAGGUGCUUAGGUUUAUGUGAACUCUGGCUAAAAUUUGUACUGAGACCACUGGAAUAAAACACCAGAUAUUCAUAGGAUCUAUUUGCUUUGCCAAGAGCCAGAUACAGAAAAUAUUUAAGACAGCUGGAAUUAAAAUAAUGCCGGUCAUGUGGGUGAAGCUGCACCGGGUAUUGAACUGUGUGGAAUCAAAUCUGUUCAGAAAUAACUGUGUGAGUUGUGUGUUAAAGUUGUUUACUGUGUUUUUGUUUUAGAAUGAAACCAAGAAAGGUAAAAGAGGACGAUGCACCAAGAACGAUAGCCUGUCCACACAAAGUGAGUGCAGUACUGUUUAUUACACAAGUUUUGAGCAAAUACUGAAGGAUGAAAACAUUAACAAUAGCUUUCUCAGUUGCACGGUAAUUGCCUUGUAUAAACCCUUAAUGAGUAGAUACAUGUAUUCAAUAGACAGAGGAACAUCAGUAGUUGUGUGAUUCUGCUGUCAAGAGUCUCUGAUAAUUGAAAUGUUUACCAAGUGAUUUGAGACAUCUUGUUUUACUCCCUCUCAGGGAUGUACCAAGAUGUUCAGGGACAACUCAGCCAUGAGGAAGCACUUGCAUACCCAUGGGCCUCGUGUGCACGUCUGUGCAGAGUGCGGCAAAGCCUUCGUUGAGAGUUCAAAGCUGAAGAGGCAUCAACUGGUACACACAGGAGAGAAACCCUUUCAGGUGAGCCCUCUACUUGGUUUCCUCUUUUCCCAGAGGAAUGUUUAUAUAUAUAUUUUUUUUAAAUAUUCAAGGUAGCCAUUGCUCGACAGUCUUUUUAAGGAACCAGGUCUUUGCAUCACUUGCUGUAGUAAUGCCGGAAUAUUCAAAGUUAACUCCAUGUCUCUUUUUUUCUAGUGCACAUUUGAAGGCUGUGGAAAACGGUUCUCCCUGGACUUUAACUUGCGCACACAUGUGCGGAUUCACACUGGAGACCGCCCGUAUGUCUGCCCUUUUGAUGGCUGCAAUAAAAAAUUUGCUCAGUCAACCAACCUGAAGUCUCACAUCCUCACACAUGCCAAAGCCAAAAACAACCAGUGAACCAGGCGUGCUAAGAGGAACAAGAUGAGUGAACACUGGAGGACUUGACCUGAAUCUCCACUCCUUGACAAACUUGUGUCCUGCUUCGUUGUGAGAGAAGAAGUCCCCUUUGUUUUACCUCUAGAUUAAAGUGAACUCUUUUGAAACUCUUUGAUAUUUGUAAGGAGGUUUGAACAAGGAACUCGUGAGAACCCCAACCCCCUCAGGCAUCCUACCUUACUUUGGCGCUACCUGGAUGGAACAAUUUACGGUUUCUUCUUGUGAAGAUGUUAAAUCAUGGAUCUACACCUAAAAAAAAAAAAAACGUAUUUAUACCUAAACUCAGCCAGUUCAAAGUUUUUGCAAUAAAUGUCAAAUUUGCAUUGAUCCUCCACAAUGACACCUUUUCAAUUUUCUACUUUCCCCUAAGUGUGCAUAUUGUACACUGAUAUAAGCUCUGUGGAAAUGUAUGUAGUGAGACUGUCCCUGUAGUUCUUCCUUCAUGGAAGAGGAUUCACACUUUGUUUUCCCUCCCACUUUCCCCUUCAUGUGAGUGUGAUUCAAGAAGGGGGGCUGGGUGGUCUUUCCAUAUUUUCAUUUUGUACAAUGCAAUAUCAGAACCUUGUAGAUAAUAGCCAUGUGAUUUUUCAAUAGUGAUCACUGAUUAAAAUGAUUUUCCCUUGCACUACCAACACAGUGUCAUCU